Cooperia oncophora is the source of this 480-nucleotide messenger RNA. The record is from the annotation of a GenBank genome assembly. Lineage: Eukaryota; Metazoa; Nematoda; Chromadorea; Rhabditida; Trichostrongylidae.
AUGGAUCUAGAGGAAAUGAGUGAAUUGUGUGAGGAGUCUGAGCAAGUGGUCAACUCAUUAAUACUUCGCUACGUUCUAAUAUUUAACGUCCUUUGCGGUGUCAUUGCUAUUCCUUUGAUUAUGCUUGUGAUAAAAGCUACUUUCACGCACAAUCUAGUGCAUUACAAUAUCAAAUGGAUUCUGAUAUUUCACCUAUUGUGCCUUGUCGCCCAUGACAUUUUCAGGAUAAUAAACCACGUCUGGGAUCUGUCCACAUUUCUCACGGCAUCACCGGGCGACUGUAAACUGUUCAGUACUACACGAUGCAUAUUUGUCCGAACACCGAUAAAUCUCACAAUGUAUUUGGCAUAUUCCAGCACUUUCAUGUUGUCUGUUGAAAGGUGCAUUGCCACACGAAAACUGAGCAGUUAUGGCAAGAAUCGGGUAGUUGGACCGGUGCUGGUUGCCAUACAGGCGUUGAAAAAAAUUCAUCAGAAAUGA